UUACAACCACACAGCUGAGGACAGGCAUUCUGGGGAUCAGCAUCGAGUCACUUUUAUUCUGCUCCUUUCCCCAGCGCAGAGAGGACGGCAGAGCUGUUACUGGAGAGAGCUCUGGCUGUCAGAAUUAAUGCGGCUCCCUCCGUGUAGUGAAGCCACACAAUUUCUUGACUCACAUGUGCCCCGCCUCCGUGACACGCUGGGACUUACUCACUGCCCCUCACCCCAGUAAACUGGACUCCGCCAACUGCUCUCCCUGCGCGGAGCGACGGAGGGACAUUUCCAGCGACAGAGAUCCGAACUGGGGGGGGGGCUUGCUGGAAGACCCACUGCCGUCCAAAUUCUGCACAGGAAGGUUGCGAUGGCCGGGGAAUGGCAGUGAACCGUGAGCUCAGCUCCCAGACCGCCGAACGGACGCCGCUGCAUCUUAUUUUCAUCCGCUCCGCGCAAGGAUGGCACUCGUGCAGUAACCGGGCAUACGCAGUUAUUCCGAAAGUGGCAGCCGAGGUUUCCUGAGAAAUCAGAAGCGUAAAGGCUGCGAGAGGGGGCAAACGCUGAUAGUAUCGAUUAAAAUACCGCGGGUGUGAAUGGCGCUAACCGAACCCCUUGUUCGGAUUAUCCCAGGCAGCACUCUUCGGUUACUAUUGGUAGAACUCGUGUUACUCUGGGGAGUUCAUGGGGGGAAAAUUGGCUACACUGGUCCCUGUGAUGGGAGAGAUUGUUCAGUCUGCCAGUGCUUCCCAGCUAAAGGAUCACAGGGACAGACAGGCCCGUUAGGAGAACCUGGUCUACAAGGUUAUCCUGGAAAUGAAGGGCCACAAGGUCCAAGAGGACAAAAAGGACAGAGCGGAGAACGUGGACCAUCUGGACCUGCUGGAAUUAAAGGAGAUAUUGGCCCUCUUGGUGUUCCUGGUUUUCCAGGAAUUGAUGGUAUUCCGGGCAUGCCAGGGUUCCAAGGCCCAAGAGGUUACCCUGGAUUAGACGGCUGCAAUGGAUCGAGAGGAGAUCCUGGUCUUCCAGGAAUUGGAGGAUAUCCAGGAAGGAUUGGGCUACCGGGGCUUCCGGGUCCAAAAGGUCCAAAAGGAGAUUCCGUAAUUGCCACGUUCUCUAGAGGCUUUCCAGGAGACCAAGGAUUCCCAGGACAAAGAGGUUUUCCUGGUCAUCCAGGAAACCCAGGUUUUCCAGGUUUUGCAGGACCAAGAGGACUACCAGGCUUACAUGGACGUCCAGGUCCUCAGGGGCCACCAGGUGAACAGGGCAUUGUAUUUCCAGGACAAAAAGGUGAGAAGGGUGAACAAGGUGACCCUGGACACAUUGAACUAAUCCAGCUUCCUGAAGAAAUUUUCUUUAAAGGAGAUCAGGGUGAGAAAGGCAGCAGAGGGCUUCCGGGACCUAUUGGAUUUCCUGGACCUUCAUAUUUUCCCGACUUUCCUGGGGCAAAGGACAUGAAGGGCGAAAAGGGCAUCAUUGGCUUUCCUGGGGAACGGGGUUAUUCCGGGAAGGACGGCUUGCCAGGUGUUCCAGGGAGAAAGGGAGAGCAUGGGCCCAGUGGUAGACCUGGACUAGAUGGUUAUCCAGGGACAGAGGGUGACAUGGGUGACCCAGGAGCCCCUGGCCCACGAGGCAUUCCUUUUCCCUGUGACUGUCAGAAAGGAGAUCUGGGCCUUCCAGGUUUUCCAGGCAUCAAUGGAGAACCAGGAUUUCCAGGCCCUCCCGGUCCACCAGGACCUCCAGGCACCUCGUUUGGACCAGGUUUACCAGGCCCAGCAGGGAGUCCGGGUCCUUGGGGUCCUAAAGGAGAGCAAGGACAGAAAGGAAGUGACAUGUGUGCAUCUGAUUCAAUGAUUGGUCCUCCAGGGCUUCCAGGUUUGGAAGGCCGACCAGGUUUCCCCGGUGCAAAAGGCUACCCAGGUUUUAUCUGUGAAACACUGGGAGUACCAGGGGUACCAGACGGAGCAGGGCCACGAGGUCCACCAGGUCCAAAUGGUAUGCAAGGACAGCCGGGUCAAAAAGGAGCAGUUGGUUUAAAGGGAGAUCCAGGGGAAUGUAGCUGCUGCCCUAAUUUACAAGGAGCUCCAGGAAACCCAGGUAAUCCAGGCAUCCCAGGGAAUCCCGGAAUUUCUGGAAGAGAGGGAGAACAGGGUGACCAUGGAUUGCCAGGAUUUGCCGGACUGCCAGGACUUGCUGGACCUCCAGGAGAGCCAGGGCCUUGGGGUGCAAGGGGCCAGAAGGGAGACUGUUCCCAAAAUGGAAGGAAAGGAGAGAGAGGAGAUCCGGGUAAUCCUGGGCCUGCAGGUAUGAGAGGAACACCGGGUCAGCCUGGUCAAUGUGGAAAUGCCGGAAUGAUGGGCGAACCUGGACCUGCUGGUGAAGCUAUGAAUGGAGUUCCAGGACUCAAGGGUUUACCUGGUUUUCCAGGACCUCCAGCUUCCCCAGGACCACCUGGACCUCCAGGCACGGGUAUUCGUGGUUCAAUAGGUCAACAGGGUCCUGACGGAGAAAGGGGUUUUCCAGGACCUCUGGGACCUCCAGGACCUCCGGGACCUAGAGGCCAAACAGGUAACCCUGACUGUCCUCUAAUCCCAGGGCCGGAUGGUCCGAAAGGAAUGCCGGGGUUUCAAGGGCGAAAAGGUUAUCCAGGGAUACCCGGCAGACAAGGACAGAAUGGCUUUGACGGUCUGAAAGGUGUCAAAGGGGAUCCGGGCCUGACAACAGUCCCUGGAACACCAGGUUUUAAAGGAUGCAUUGGUAACCCAGGACCUCCUGGACCUCCCGGAUCUUCUGAAGAUGGAGCCCCAGGCAUUCCAGGACUUCCAGGUGCUCAAGGAGAAGAAGGCCAACCUGGUGAUUCAAGUGAUGGUCCUCCAGGAUCCCCUGGACAAGCCGGAAGAGAUGGUUUAAUAGGCGCAAGAGGAGAGCCCGGAGAUCGCGGAUCCCCAGGAGAACAAGGAAAGGAUGGAGUCCCGGGAUUCCCAGGCCUUAAAGGAUUCAAAGGCAAUAGAGGCCCGAGUGGAUUGCCAGGGGAUCCUGGCCCACCGGGUGACCAGAUGAAUGGAGAGCCAGGUCCAAUUGGGCCUCCAGGACAUCCCGGUACCUGCGGCCCUCAAGGUCUGUCUCUAAAAGGGUUUCCGGGAAAUCCAGGUUCCCUAGGCACGCCAGAUAUGAAAGGUCUUCCAGGAAUGCCUGGCAAUCCAGGAACCCCUGGCCCAAUUGGUAGACAAGGUGAACCAGGUCCUCCGGGCUUCAGGGGGAGACCUGGAAUUCUUGGUCCAGUGGGCAGCAAAGGUAGCCAAGGCAUUUCGGGAUUUCCAGGAGUACCAGGUCCACGGGGACAACCAGGCCCUAGUGGACCACAAGGACCAAAUGGGGAUGAUGGAAUGAAAGGUCCUGAUGGAAGUAAAGGGGCUACUGGAAUAAAAGGAGAAAUGGGGGAACCAGGAGAUGUAUCAACACCGGUUAUAUUUUAUGUAAAAGGUGACCGUGGAUCCCCAGGUCUUCCUGGUGAACCUGGAUUUACAGGACCAAGAGGAGAAAAAGGAUUUCCUGGAAUUCCAGGAAUCCCUGGAUUGCCUGGUAGGCCUGGUUUACCAGGCUCCAAGAAAGGCUUGCCUGGAAUGAGUGGACCAGCGGGUCCAGCUGGAUGUCAGGGUUUAAUGGGACAAAAAGGUGAAAGAGGUAUCAUUGGAUUUCCUGGAAUGAAUGGUGAGAAAGGUGACACUGGAGAAUUCGGAAUACCUGGGUUACCAGGAGCCCGUGGUUGUAAAGGAGCAAAAGGAGACGAGGGUGAAUCUAUCAGUUUGAAGGGAUUUCCUGGACCAAAGGGACAGGCAGGUGAUGCUGGAGAGCCAGGUCUAGACGGGUUAUCUGGGCAGGUUGGUCCCCCUGGUUCAAAUGGAAGGAAGGGUACACCUGGAGCAAAAGGAAUGCAUGGAGAUCCAGGGAUACCUGGCUUCCCAGGUGCGCAAGGACCUCCGGGAGAUUUAGGAGCCCCAGGACCCCCAGGAUUACCUGGCAGGCCUGGACAACCAGGACCUUUGAGCUUUCCUGGCCCAUCAGGUCCCAGAGGUAUGCCUGGAUCACCUGGUUUAAAUGGUUUAAAUGGAUUACGAGGACAAAAAGGAAUAUGUGGACCUCCUGGACCCAGUGAACCAGGACCACCUGGAUCACCAGGACCAAUUGGAUGUAAGGGUCAAAAGGGUGCUCCCGGACCUCCUGGUGGUGUUACUCCAUGCCCAAGGGGCAGUCCAGGACCUCGAGGGCCAGAAGGUGUGUGUGGGCCACCUGGACCUCCUGGCCCAAGAGGGCCGACUUGCGAUAUUGUAUCACAUGGACCUCCAGGAGAUGAAGGUCCACCCGGUUUUGAUGGUCCACCAGGUCCUCCUGGUUUUCCAGGUGAUCCAGGGUCUCCUUGUAUCACAGCCCCAGGGGAUCCUGGAGAACCAGGUGCAAUGGGAGAAAAUGGUGCUCAAGGACCACCUGGGGAGCAGGGUCCAUGUGGAGCUACUGGCCUUCCAGGGCCACCAGGUUUUAAAGGUGAAAUGGGAGAGCAGGGGUUUGCAGGGUUCCCUGGGCUCGAUGGACCUUUGGGAAUGCCAGGUGACCAAGGUGAACGAGGUUGUCCAGGUCCCAGGGGCUCUCCAGGCCCACCUGGUUCCAUUAUUUAUGAAGACAUAGUGAACAUGAAUGAACACAGAGGAGCUCCUGGCCCACCGGGACCACCGGGCUCUCUCGGAAAUCCAGGAUCGAUGGGCCAACCUGGUCCUCGUGGCCAGUCAGGACCCAAGGGGCAAAAAGGCAAAUCAGGCCGGUUGGGUCCUGAUGGCCCCAUUGGACCCCCUGGACCUCCUGGAGCUCCUGGCAAACCUGGGCAACGAGGGAUGACUGGAGACCGAGGCCUUCCUGGAGAACAAGGGCCACCAGGAGAUCUGGGUCCCUGCCCUUCACCCUCUGGUGGUUUUCUGAUUGUGGUGCACAGCCAGUCAGAAAGGAUACCUACUUGUCCUCAAAACAUGCCAAGCCUUUGGCAAGGAUACAGUUUGCUUUAUCUGCAGGGCCAAGAAAAGUCUCACAGUCAAGAUCUUGGUCUACCUGGCUCUUGUCUGCCAAUGUUCAGUACUGUGCCAUUUGCAUAUUGCAGCAUUGAUGAAGUUUGCCACUAUGCCAGUAGAAACGACAAAUCCUAUUGGUUGUCAACCACCGCACCUAUCCCCAUGAUGCCACUCACUGAACAUGAGAUAGAGCCUCACAUUAGCAGGUGCUCUGUCUGCGAGGCACCUUCUGUCACAGUGGCUGUACAUAGCCAGGAUCAGACUAUUCCUCCUUGCCCUUCAGGAUGGAUCAGCCUUUGGAUCGGAUAUUCUUUCUUGAUGCAUACUGGAGCGGGUGCAGAAGGAGGGGGCCAGUCCCUAACAUCACCUGGGAGUUGCCUAGAGGAUUUCCGCCUGGCACCAUUCAUCGAAUGCCAAGGAGCUCGUGGCACCUGCCACUACUUUACUGACAAAUACAGCUUCUGGCUGACAACUGUGCAACCAUACCAGCAGUUUGGACUUCAUGCCCCUUCAGAAACUCUGAAGAUAGAGCAAUUACAGAGGCAAAGAGUUAGCAGAUGUCAAGUUUGUUUGAAAAACAAGUAAUUUCAAUUGCAUUGAAAUUCAACAAGAUAAGGAAAUAGUAAAAUGUUUUACCAAAAAGGAAGGCAGCAAUUCAAGCCUAAUGUUUAAUGGUGCUUAUUUAAUUUCUUCCUAAGUUCACCUUCAACUACAGCUAAUUAGAAAUGUAUGUCAGGAGAAUGUAAAAUUUACACUGGCACUAGCAUGCUUAUGAUAAUCAAUACAUUAAAAAGUAGA
Molecule: messenger RNA, 5843 nt
Organism: Pristis pectinata (smalltooth sawfish)
Lineage: Eukaryota; Metazoa; Chordata; Chondrichthyes; Rhinopristiformes; Pristidae
Product: collagen alpha-4(IV) chain-like
Exons: 48
Coding region: 585-5630 (1681 amino acids)
Cellular component (GO): collagen trimer
Molecular function (GO): extracellular matrix structural constituent
Source: RefSeq, a predicted model, not a curated record